AUGUCGCUCCUCUCUCUCCCCGCCGACUACGCCUACGUCGUCGCAGUCGGCACCGUCGGCGUCUACUCGGUCCUCCAGUACGCCACCAUCAAGGUCUCGGCUGCCCGCAAGGCCGCCGGUGUCAAGUACCCUGCGCCUUACGCCGAGAACGCUGUCGCCGAGCGCGACGUCAAGGCCAAGAUCUUCAACUGCGCCCAGCGUGCCCACAGCAACACGCUCGAGAAUCUCCCAGUUUUCUUGCUGUCGCUCUUCCACACCGGCCUCUACCACCCGCGCUACGCCGCUGUCGGCGGCGCAGUCUGGCUCGCCGGUCGCUUUGCCUACAUCGCCGGCUACUCGUCGGGCGACCCGGCCAAGCGCCAGCGCGGAGUGUUCCAGUACCUCGGCUUCCUGCCCAUGUUCCUCUUCUCGAGCUACAAGGCCAUCGCGUCGCUCCCCUUCCUCCAGUAG
Messenger RNA from Rhodotorula graminis WP1, 450 nucleotides. RefSeq lists its product as uncharacterized. The transcript has 6 exons. NCBI's taxonomy places the organism in Eukaryota, Fungi, Basidiomycota, Microbotryomycetes, Sporidiobolales, Sporidiobolaceae. Gene Ontology annotation, molecular function: glutathione peroxidase activity; glutathione transferase activity. Bases 1 to 450 code for a protein of 149 amino acids. Gene Ontology annotation, cellular component: endoplasmic reticulum; nuclear envelope; membrane. The record is from RefSeq and is a predicted model, not a curated record.